AUGGCGGAGGAACUUGAGGAACUGUGGAAAAAGUUAACAGUUACUGAAGCAGAAGAUGAAGAUAUUAAGCUAGGAAGUAAUAGCACAAGGGCUGCGAAGGAACUUGGGAAAAAUUGUGUGGUUAUGAAGAUUCUUACCCAACGAACUGUUAUUCUGGAGGCCCUAAAAAAGAAUAUGAGAAUGUUAUGGAAACCAAGCAAAGGAAUGCAAAUAUCCGAAAUUGGAGAGGAUCUUUUUCUGGUGGAGUUUGGCGAUGGAAGGGAUAAGAAAAAAGUAAUGGAGAUGUGCCCGUGGAGCUAUGAGAAACAACUGAUUCUGAUGCAAGAGUUUGAAGGUGAACUGGUUCCAAAGGAGAUAAAGCUUAAAUGGACUCCAUUUUGGGUUCAAAUCUUCAAUCUUCCCCUGAAAUGCAUGACUAGAGAGUCUGGGUAUGAAAUUGGGGCGAAGAUCGGAAAGGUCCUAGAAGUCGAUGUCCCAGAGAAAGGUGUACAGUGGGGAAAAUUUCUAAGAGUUAGAAUACGUUUUGAUGCCACAACACAGCUCAUAAGGGGGAAGAAAGUUUCAAUUGAAGGAGGGGAAGGCAGAUGGAUUUUCUUCAAGUAUGAACGUUUACCAAACUUUUGCUACCAGUGUGGAAGGUUAGAUCAUGGGGAAAAAGACUGUCCAGAAAGAAAGGAUGGAGGAAAUCAUGGUGUGGAAGAAAGGAAGCAAUAUGGUGCGUGGCUGAGAGGGGAGCCAGGAAGAAGCUCAGGGAGAGACUUUGGGAGGAUGGGUGAAGAAACCAUGCCGGAAAGAAGAGAUGAGCACCAGGAAACCGGGACGGAAACACAAACACGUGUCAAAACCCGACUGAAGGAGAGUCCAGUAGUAGGCAGGCAGCACGUGAGUGCACAGGCUCUUGGGCAGAAGGAUGGAACACGCAACAGCCUAGUUGAGCAGGGAGAUGUAGGGCAGAUAGGAGUGUCUUAUCAGAAGGUGGAGUUGGUUCACGAAAAUGGCAUGGUUGACUCUCCAAAGGAAAAGGUUGAAGGCAAGAUAACCAAAAGUGGGAAGGAUUGUCUGACGGGCAUGGUUAAUGCAAAAGAUAUGGAAGAAAAGAUGCAAUGGGAGGUAGUGCUGGAUGACGUGGCUAAUGUAAAGUCUGAAGAAGGAAGCAAACAAAAACAAGGAAUAAAAGGGACGGGCUGUGCAGAUAAGGAAAACCAGUGUUGGGCCGAGAAUGAGUCCAACCCGUUAGCAAUGACUUAUGACCAGGAGAAAGGCUGGACUUCAGAAAUAUUGGGCCCAAAAAGUGGGCAUUGGAAGCGCCUAGCUAGACAAGCAAAGGAGAGCAGCCCAACGGCAGUGAGUGUUUCAGUAAGCCAAAAAAGAAAAGGUGAAUCACCUCUAACAGAGCUGGACCAAAACGUGAAAUGCACAAAAAAAGCAAAAGGAAAGAAGCAUCUGGAGAAUGCUCGGGAUGAAGAAAUGCAAAUGGUUGGCGGUGUGGCGGUGGCUGCGUUGCAGCACCGCCCAGCUCAAUGA
Molecule: messenger RNA, 1524 nt
Organism: Quercus robur (English oak)
Lineage: Eukaryota; Viridiplantae; Streptophyta; Magnoliopsida; Fagales; Fagaceae
Exons: 1
Coding region: 1-1524 (507 amino acids)
Molecular function (GO): zinc ion binding; nucleic acid binding
Source: RefSeq, a predicted model, not a curated record